Messenger RNA from Peromyscus eremicus (cactus mouse), 4108 nucleotides. It is a transcript of the gene Gzf1, whose product is annotated as GDNF inducible zinc finger protein 1. The record is from RefSeq and is a predicted model, not a curated record. Gene Ontology annotation, molecular function: protein binding. The transcript is spliced from 6 exons. NCBI's taxonomy places the organism in Eukaryota, Metazoa, Chordata, Mammalia, Rodentia, Cricetidae. Gene Ontology annotation, biological process: regulation of cytokine production; negative regulation of transcription by RNA polymerase II; regulation of immune system process. Bases 140 to 2260 code for a protein of 706 amino acids.
GCCUGCGGGGGGCGGGGCCCAUCAGGGGGCGGGGCGCGCUCGUGGCGACCAAUCGGUGGACCUUUGAGGCCCGCUGUUCCUGCGGGCCUGGUCCUGGAUACGGGCCCGGCGGAGGCACCGAGUGCGAGCUGUUCUUGGAAUGAAGAUGGAAAGUAGCACAGUUUUGCUGGAAUCAAAAUCUUCACCGUUGAACCUUCUGCAUGAGAUGCAUGAGCUCCGACUUCUGGGCCAUCUGUGUGAUGUCACAGUCAGAGUAGAGUAUCAGGGUGUCCGUGAAGACUUCAUGGCCCAUAAAGCAGUGCUGGCAGCCACCAGCAAGUUUUUUAAGGAAGUGUUCCUGAACGAGAAGAGUGUAGACAGUACCAAGACUAACGUCUGUUUAAAUGAAGUUCAGGUUGAUGACUUUGCUUCAUUUCUGGAGUUUGUCUAUACUGCCAGGGUGCAGGUAGAGGAAGAUCGAGUGCAGCGGAUGCUAGAAGUGGCUGAAAAGCUAAAGUGUUUGGACCUGUCUGAAACAUGCUUACAGCUAAAGAAGCAGAUGCUGGAGUCAGUCCUUUUGGAAUUACAGACUUUCUCUGAGUCUCAGGAAGUGGAGGCCAGCAGUGGCCCCCAGGUGAGUGUGACCCCCAGCUCCAAAGCAAGUGUACCAGGAGAGGAUGCUCACUCCAACGGCGUUGUAGAUUCCUCUGACUAUCCCAUAGAGAGAUUGGACAAUGGCCUUUUGCCAGAAACGCCGUCCAAGAAGUGCAAGGAGAAACUGGACAAGAAGAAAGAUGUGGCUAAGCCUCCCUACCCUAAAAUCGGAAGAGCUAGUGGGAGGCUGGCUGGAAGAAAGGUGUUUGUGGAAAUCCCUAAAAAGAAAUAUACAAGAAGGCUCCGAGAACAGCAGAAAAGUGCAGAGGAAGCUGCAGAGAACGACAGGUGUCCCCAGGACCAAACCCCAGACGAUGAAAGGACAGAGACAGAGCCAGCUUCCAAAAGUGAGGCUUGCCCUGCUAGUGUGGAACUGGAGGAAGGCCUGCAGAAACAGGAGGGGAUGAAGGAGGAGGAAGAAGGGAAGGAUGGGGAGAAGAAGAAUAACUUCCAGUGCACAGUCUGUGAGAAGUCCUUCCUGUAUGAGAAGAGUUUCCUGAAACAUAUCAGGCUCCACUAUGGUGUGACCACGGAGGUAGUGUACCGAUGUGACACUUGUGGCCAGACCUUCGCCAACCGCUGCAACCUGAAGAGCCACCAGCGCCACGUGCACAGCAGUGAGCGCCACUUCCCAUGUGAGAUGUGUGCAAAGAAGUUCAAGCGUAAGAAGGACGUGAAACGGCAUGUCCUCCAGGUGCAUGAGGGUGGCGGCGAGCGGCACCGAUGUGGCCAGUGUGGCAAGGGCCUGAGCUCCAAGACUUCUCUGCGGCUGCACGAGCGCACACACACGGGUGACAGGCCCUAUGGCUGCACCAAUUGUGAGGCCAAGUUCUCGCAGCCCUCGGCGCUCAAGACCCACAUGAGAAUUCAUACAGGGGAAAGGCCUUUUGUCUGUGAUGAAUGUGGUGCAAGAUUCACUCAGAACCACAUGCUGAUUUAUCAUAAAAGGUGCCACACAGGUGAAAAGCCUUUUAUGUGUGAGACAUGUGGCAAGAGUUUUGCUUCUAAGGAGUACUUAAAACACCAUAAUAGAAUCCACACUGGAUCUAAACCCUUUAAAUGUGAAGUGUGUUUUCGGACCUUUGCCCAGCGGAAUUCCCUUUACCAGCAUGCUAAAGUCCACACAGGAGAGCGGCCUUAUUGUUGUGACCAGUGUGGGAAGCAGUUCACCCAGGUAAAUGCCCUCCAGCGCCACCAUCGAAUCCACACAGGCGAGAAACCAUUCAUGUGCAAUGCGUGUGGACGGACAUUUACUGACAAGUCCACUCUCCGGAGGCACACCUCAAUACAUGAUAAGAAUACGCCGUGGAAGUCUUUCCUUGUCAUUGUAGAUGGCUCCCCCAAGAAUGAUGAAGGACAUAAGACAGACCAACCCGAUGAUGAAUGUGCAUCACCGAAACUUUCAGAUAGAUUACUAUCUUUUGGUGAAAAUAGCCAUUUUAACAACCUACUGGAAGUUCAAGGUAACGUGCCUGCCAUGCAGGAGAAUAGUUCUACAGACACUACUUGCAAAGCCGUGGUGUCUCAGGAUGCUCUGCUCACCACUGCCAUCAGUGAGCUUAGUGAGCUGACUCCACAGACAGGCCCAAUGCCUACACACCUUCCCUCGUUGACCAACAUGGAGUGAGAGCUUGAAGUUGUGUGCCAAACAGUCUGUGUGAUUGCUGUAUUCCAGGUAAUGCCAGGGGCUAAGAAAAAAAGUUGUCUGUGCAAAUACACAGACAAGACUGGCCUUGACAUUUCCCCAGACUUCCAUGACCUUGCACGUCUGUAUCACACUUAAAGCUUUUCCAUAAACAUUCUGAUCUGCAUGAUCUCAGCUACAUUUCAUCAACAAACAUGGCAGUUAGCAUAGCUCACUGAAGCCUGGUGUAGCUACACAUGUCAAUUACACUAAUGCUUGAUGUCUAAACCAUUGCUUGUCUUAAUCACAGUACACAGCAUUGACCCAACUUAGGAAAGUGCUGUUUGUGGUCUCCUGGUCUUGCCCUGCCUUAUAUUUCCAUGUGUGUUUACUUCACUCUGAUCCUUUUAGGGCAUUUUUCUACAAAGUUAAAGUAAAACUGGGGCCACUUAUUUCAGCUGUUUCUUCCUUACUGAAAUAAAAGCAAAUUUGUUUUGGGGACCCUAAGAUGGGACUGAAAAAGUAAAUGAUUGCAUUUGUUCUUCCCCAACCCCCUAUUUGUACGCACGAAAAGAGGAAUGACAGAGUGAACGUUUUCAGUGUAGUAACUCAGCAUGUGUGCAGGUAGGGAGUCUGUCAUAAAAUUCAACCUGGGAUGAGAUGUGGCUGUUCAGUUUCAUUCCCUAAAUCAGAAAAAAAGCUGUCCUACCAAAGAAUCUAGCAAAAUAGUUGUCUCGUUUGCAGAGGCGUGAGAAAUAAAGAGGCGUCAGAGCAUUUGACUAGUCACAUUUUCACAACCAGCAUGCUGAGUGAGCCUGGCAAAUCUCAAGUACUUCUGCCAGGCUUUUCUAUAACGUCCAGAGUCCCAAAAUACCCAUUUCCAUAGUGGACGGUGACACAGACUAGUAACAAAUGUGCCUCUUUAGGAGGAGCAUGUAAGAAUCUAGAGCGGUGGUUUUCAACAUAUGGGUAGUGAGACCCCUUUUGGGGUCAAACGAUCCUUUCAUAAAGUUGCAUAUCAUAUUUACAUUACAAUUAAGAGUAGUAGCAUUAAAAGGUUGCAGCAUUAGGAAGGUUGAGAACCACUGAUCUAGAGGGUACCAGAAGCCUUGGCAUGCUCAAUUCCUAUGCCUUAACAAAUGGAUAAAGAACGAGGAAUGUUGUCUCAAAUGUUCCUUUGACUUUCUUAUGCUGAAUUUAAUUAUUGCUCAACAAACUUCACUAUGAAAAUUGCAGUUUGUGGCAUUUGCUAUUCCUGAUGUAUGGUUGCAGGGCCUUGGGUAUGUGGACACUUGCUACCUGUGACCCUUAAUCAUUAAUUUUAAGAGCGCCUUAAUGGGAGAAUUAUCUGCUCUAGUUGUUCUGUUUUUAACUUACUAAGCUUGCUGUGAGAACACUCUGGUUUCUAGGAGGAAGGUAUCUUAAGUUCAGGGUGAAGACAGAGCACUAUGAUAGAAACUGAAAGUUCUUUCCUAGUGCUAACUUUGUGGUAACACCUUAAAAAAGCUGUUGAAGCCACCAAAAGGUGUUCCAGAGACUUGUAAUAUUUCAAACUUGCUCUUGAAGGUUCAGGGCUGAAUUAUCUCACAUUCAGUUAUGACCUGGCUCUCCUAGUUGUGUUUACAGACAAAAACAAACAAAACAAUAGACUAGUGACUGGCACAUGACCAUUUCAACUGGUUAAGCAAACCUGCCCAGCUGAUGUACUGUGUUAUGGAAUAAAGUCAUCUUGAUGAGAAGGAAUUUAAACAAUAGAUUAUUUUGUUACCUACUGGAAGAACUGUCUUGAAUUUGUUUCUUUAGAAAUUCUAAAUAAAAUUGUUUAAUGUUAAUAAAUGUCUUUGUAAAGGU